Messenger RNA from Protopolystoma xenopodis, 363 nucleotides. Lineage: Eukaryota; Metazoa; Platyhelminthes; Monogenea; Polystomatidea; Polystomatidae. The record is from the annotation of a GenBank genome assembly.
AUGAGAGGUCGGUCUGGACGGCCGGACGUGGUGCCUCGACCUCUGACACGCUGCCCAGCCGACAUCGUGUCGCGCCAGCUCGGUUGCUACGCGUCGGCCGACAAAAGGAAACUGACGAAGCAGACGAAAGAGACCAACCAAGUGGACGAAGCAGACGGACAAAAGAAGCGGCAGUGUCGGCUGCCACAACAACGUUGUGCAAGUCGGGCAGAUCAAUACGAUCGGGUGUCGCCCUACCCUACAGCGUCAAGGCGACCGAAAAAGGGUGUGCAGCCGAGGCAGAGACACAUGCAUUUUCGUAGCGCCUACGGUCUUCGUCAUCACGUCAGUUUCACGCAAUGCGUGCGCACAGUUGAGGCUUGA